This is a messenger RNA of Chaetura pelagica (chimney swift), 1971 nucleotides long. RefSeq names its product amyloid beta (A4) precursor protein-binding, family B, member 1 interacting protein (gene APBB1IP). Gene Ontology annotation, cellular component: cytosol; plasma membrane. Lineage: Eukaryota; Metazoa; Chordata; Aves; Apodiformes; Apodidae. Gene Ontology annotation, biological process: signal transduction. The transcript is spliced from 13 exons. The coding region runs from base 1 to 1971 and encodes 656 amino acids. The record is from RefSeq and is a predicted model, not a curated record.
AUGGAGCAAACAUGCGAUGAUAUAGAUGAAAUGUUCAGCAAUUUACUUGGGGAGAUGGAUAUGCUAACCCAGAGUUUAGGAGUGGAGACUCUACAACCUCCAUCUCCCAAAGUGUCCAACAAUGAAUUCAGCUUUACAGUUGGUUUUAAAGAUUUAAAUGAAUCCCUAAGUGCCCUAGAGGACAAAGACCUGGAUGCAUUAAUGGCUGAUCUGGUAGCAGAUAUAAAUGAUGUUGAACAGAGAACUUUACAAGCCCAGAAAACUACAGGCAACCACCAAAGUACAGUUACUCAGCCAUCAACAAGCUUGGAUCGUGACAUUUAUUCUAAAUCAAGUCCUUGUGUUACCAUUACUAGACACUUCGGGGAUGACUUUCCCCCUCCACCUCCAGACCCUGGUUUAGACCUUCCACCACCACCGCCGCCACCUCCUCCUGAGCCACUCACCCAGGAAGAGCAAGAGGCACAGGCUAAAGCUGACAAGAUUAAACUUGCAUUGGAGAAACUGAAGGAAGCCAAAGUUAAAAAGCUUGUUGUCAAGGUGCACUUGUCCGAUAACAGCACCAAGUCACUAAUGGUGGAUGAGCGUCAGGUGACACGGGACGUUAUAGACAAUCUCUUUGAGAAAACCCAUUGUGACUGCAAUGUCAACUGGUGCCUGUAUGAAAUGUAUCCAGAACUGCAAAUUGAAAGGUUUUUUGAAGACCAUGAAAAUGUUGUUGAAGUCUUAUCGGCCUGGACUCGAGACACUGAGAAUAAGAUUCUGUUUUUGGAAAAAAGUGAAAAAUAUGAUGUAUUUAAAAAUCCCCAGAAUUUCUACCUGGCAAACAAAGGGAAGAAUGAAAGCAAAGAAAUGAAUGACAAAAACAAAGAGGCUUUGCUGGAGGAAAGCUUCUGUGGGACAUCUGUCAUUGUGCCAGAGCUUGAAGGGGCCCUUUAUUUAAAAGAAGAUGGAAAAAAGUCCUGGAAGAGGCGUCAUUUUAUUCUACGAGCUUCUGGAAUGUAUGUAGCCAAAGGAAAAACCAAGACAUCCCGGGAUCUGGCCUGUUUUGUUCAGUUUGAGAAUAUGAACAUUUACUAUGGCUCUCAGCACAAAGUGAAAUACAAGGCACCUACAGAUCACUGCUUUGUCUUAAAGCAUCCCCAGAUUCAAAAGGAGUCACACUAUAUCAAGUACUUAUGCUGUGAUGAUCAAGCAACUCUGCACCAGUGGGUAACAGGAAUAAGAAUUGCCAAGUAUGGCAAGAUGCUGUAUGACAAUUACAAACGUGCAGUGAAGAAAGCUGCCUUGUCCUCUCGGUGGACAAAUCAAGGGACGGUGGAACCAGCUGCCCCUGCAGGAUCCUUAUCAGCAGGUGCUGUUCAGUCAAAUGGACAGAUUCCCCAAAUUGUUCGUCGUCCCAGUGCAGAAUUGUCAGAAACUCAGAAGAAAGUGGAUACAUCAGAGGCCAGGUCAAAUCACAUUGGGGCGUCUGGUCUGGCACAGUCAGUGAUGAGGCUACAGCAAUCCCAGAGUAGGAGGAACUCCCUGCAGCCUCCUCCUCCACCUGAGAGGCGGUCAUCUGCUAGUUCUGUUUCACCAAUUCUACCCUCCAAACGAGACAGCGGCAUUUACCUGUCAGACCCAGACAGCUUUCCAGCACCACCACCUACAUUGAAGAUGGAGUUUCCACCACCAUCACCAUCUGAUUUCUGCGAACCUCCUCCUGAUUUUGUACCUCCCCCACCACCAGCCUCCAGCAGUGGUAAUGGAGACCUGCCAUUACCCCCUCCACCUCCACCUCUCUCCACUAAGCCACCACCUCCAACAAAGAAACCUGUGCCACUUCCUUCAAAAAGGCUAGAAAACACAGGACAAGCUGGAGAGCCACGGUCAGCUGGGCCUCCUCCCAUUGGGGGUGGAGGCAGGCAAGGAGAUUUCAUGUCUGACCUAAUGAAAGCUCUUGAGAAGAAAAGAGGCAGCAGCUCCUGA